AUGCCACUAGGCACCAAAGUCCCCGACAAAAUCGAUUUCUACCCGGCGGUUCUGAACACCACUGAUAGAAAGAGCGGCGCAUUGGCCGCAGAAUUAGAGCUGAAGGGUGCAAACGAUCGCGUGGAUAGGCUCGAAUGGCAACUGUUGAAUGCGGAGGAGACUAUUUGUCAUCUCAAGGCCGAAAAACUUGCAGCGUUCCGAGACGUCGAGCAGCUUAAUAUAAAAGCACAUUUUGUGCCCAAACAGGUGUUAGAGCUUGAAACGCGAUUGGCCGAGCAGACGCAGAUUUAUGAAUCAGAGAAGGAGCAGCGUAUGGCUGAAUUUCGAGACCAAGAGCGCGAACUUACGACGCUGCGCGUCAAGUUGGAGGACACAACUCGACAAUACGAAGAGCUGCAGCUGAAAUAUAUGGAAUUACUGAAUAACAAAGAUAAGGUGAUCACAGUCGACUUUUGCCACAUCACCGGCGUGACGCAGUUAAGCAGUUAUGAAGACACGGAAAAAUGUGUCGCGGGACGAGCACGGGCGCCUGCUGAUGCUGACACCGUAAAUUCCAAGUGGCAAGAAGAAUCAGUACGUCAUCCGACACCACACUUUGACCUGGAAUCGCCAGAAGUGGAUUACAUCCUUCGAGCGUGGACAAAAAACAUGAGAAAGAUGCGCUACAUGCGGCGUUGGCUUGUUCAAGUGGCAAAUACUAAAGGAUCGUUGCCAGACGAUUUUCCAAUGGGUGUUGAGCUGCCUCGACUUCCGCCUGAAGUGCGUGACGGCUUUUUAACACUUGUGCUUCCUUUGCUCCGUAAGCAGACCCAACGGGAAAUCCUCGCCCACUGUCGUCAAUAUAAUGACGGUAUUCAUACGGAUGUACGCUUUCGGAUUGUUCCACGUGAAUAA
Molecule: messenger RNA, 894 nt
Organism: Plasmopara halstedii
Lineage: Eukaryota; Oomycota; Peronosporomycetes; Peronosporales; Peronosporaceae
Exons: 1
Coding region: 1-894 (297 amino acids)
Source: RefSeq, a predicted model, not a curated record